Messenger RNA from Parnassius apollo (apollo), 4404 nucleotides. The record is from the annotation of a GenBank genome assembly. NCBI's taxonomy places the organism in Eukaryota, Metazoa, Arthropoda, Insecta, Lepidoptera, Papilionidae.
AUGGAAAGUGUUGGACACAGUUCUUUGUUGAAAUUCCUUGUGAGCGGGAGAGAUAUAAAAAUGUCGGAAGCUGCGUCAACAAAUAUUGAGUCUGAAGUACCAGGCGAACAGAAUAUACGAGGAACCAACGCUAAUAGUUCGGGAAUUGAAGCCUCAAAUUCAAGCGUAAAAGAUGAAAGCCGUAAUCAGCACGCUACCAAUAGAGAAAAUGAAACUGUAACCGAUGGGAAUAUGAGUGAAAUUGCAACGACCGACGAUUUUACUUUGGAUCCAGUUAUAACAGUUACGAAGCACGAGACGUCAUUCAGCAAAGGCGACUUGAAGCUUCAGAAAGUGGUUGUUACGGAAGACAUAUCGCACACAGUUACCAAUGAUCAAGAGUCUCAAGAAAACGUUGUUAAUCGUCGUCUUACUUACGAAAUGAAUACAAAGAUACCACGUCCGAAUGGCGAAACUAACGGUCACAGAAACGAUGAAAAAUCAGAACAUCCACCACUACAUACAGAAAAAGAAACAAUGGAAUUUAAAAGGACAAGAACCAGAAUACCGACAUCCAGGUUUAGGCAGGCGAUUGAUAAAGUUAAAAAGGAACGAAAAGAAAGGAUGGGCUCAGACAAAGAACAAGAUAUUCCUCGUAGCUCAAAUCGAAAAUCAUCAAUUCCAAGACUAAAAGGCAGUAAAUCCCCACCUCCUUUUUAUAACAAAGAAAUAAAUGCAAUUACAAAAGAAGAAGAUAUUCCUACUUCAAAGGCGGAUGAAGAAUUCGAUAAGAUCUUUCAAGAAAUGGGACAAACAGAAGAUACACCAUCCCUAGAAAGUACAAGUUAUAAAAUAGAAAAUGUCAAUGAUGUUGACAGCACCUUCGAAGAAAUUAUGCAUGCAUAUGAAGGAAAUAAAGUUCAGCCCUUAAGUAUAGAUAAAGUAAAACAAUCUAAAAUUCCACUAUUAAAACGAAAAAGUGUACACGAAAUUGAAGUGCCGCAGAACAGAGAAAGAGCUACACUCAAAAAGAGCAUUUCUAUUGAUACACCUAUAAGUCCCACUACACAUGAAGAAAAUAACACACAAGUGGGUGAACAAACAAAUGUUAAGUCAAAAGAAACAAUAAGAACUUACACACAGACGAAAACAACUACUGAAAGGUUUGUGUUACAAAAUCUAACCUCUCACACCAAUCACUAUAAAAUUACAAGAAAUUACGAUACCAAUACAGAUAAUAAUGUUAAUAACGACGAGGAUACCUUAGUAUUAGCAAAAACAACUGCGAUUACAAAUGAAAGUGAUUCGCAAUAUCAAGGGUCAGCAAAAGAUAAUAAUGUUAAUAAUGACGAGGAUACCUUAGUAUUAGCAAAGACGACUGCGAUUACAAAUGAAAGUGAUUCGCAAUAUCAAGGGUCAGCAAAAGAUAAUAAUGUUAAUAAUGACGAGGAUACCUUAGUAUUAGCAAAGACGACUGCGAUUACAAAUGAAAGUGAUUCGCACUAUCAAGGGUCAGCAAAAGAUAAUAAUGUUAAUAAUGACGAGGAUACCUUAGUAUUAGCAAAGACGACUGCGAUUACAAAUGAAAGUGAUUCGCACUAUCAAGGGUCAGCAAAAGAUAAUAAUGUUAAUAAUGACGAGGAUACCUUAGUAUUAGCAAAGACGACUGCGAUUACAAAUGAAAGUGAUUCGCACUAUCAAGGGUCAGCAAAAGAUAAGAAUGUUAAUAAUGACGAGGAAACCUUAGUAUUAGCAAAGACGACUGCGAUUACAAAUGAAAGUGAUUCGCACUAUCAGGGGUUAGCAAAAGAUAAUAAUGUUAAUAAUGACGAGGAUACCUUAGUAUUAGCAAAGACGACUGCGAUUACAAAUGAAAGUGAUUCGCACUAUCAAGGGUCAGCAAAAGAUAAAACUAAAGAAUCGGUUAAAGUCGCAGUUCCUGUGUUUGAUCUUUCAGCGACUUUGGAUAACAAUAUUGCAAAUAAAAUAAAACAAGGGACAAUAACUACAGUAAACGAAAGUAUACAAAACUUUGCACCCGAAACAACUGAACUGUCUGAAAGCCCAAAAGGGCACAUUAUAUUAAAAACAAAUGACAUAGAAGAACCAAAAAAGACUUACGACAUUAAACCUGUAGAAACAACACUCACAUCAGGUCAUGUGAAAGUCAAUAUAAAUGAAAAAGAAACAAAGACUCAUAACCAAAAUAUUGGAAACCAUAAAAUUGAAUCUGAACGCAAUGAACCAAAUGAGCCCUUCCCUAGAUCAAGAAUUCCGAAACCAGAACACAAAAGUUCACUGGGACUGCGAACAAAUCGGCAAACAAGUCAGGAACUUAGAAAGCCCGUAAUAGUGAAAGAAGUAUUAAAAGAUUCAACUGAAUCACGCGGUGCGGAAACUAUUGAUCAAAGUACAUCAAUAAAAUCUAAAUGCAUUGAGCAAGAAGGAAAUACAAAUGUUAAAUCUAGCGAUAGUUCUAGUUACAAGACACUGAACAAUGAUAUAUUAGGAAAUGGUAUUACAGCAAACGCUACACUAGAAAGAUAUAAUUACAAACCAGUAAAAGAUGUUGUUAAUAAUAUAGAAGGAGCUGCAAAAGGUUAUGUCGCAAGUCAUGCAUUAAAUAGCGAGGUAAAAAGAACUGAAACAUCAAUUGGAAAAGAAUCAGAUAAUUCUACUUUAAAUAAUUCUCAACGAGAAAUCAUAAAUAGUAACACUUUUGAUUUGAAAGACAAUUCUCAAUUUGAUAUGACACAAGCGAACAACAAUAUUAAAAAUGUUACAGACAUUUUGAACAACGACGCAUUAAAAAAUGUACGUAAUGAAUUUAACUCUAACCUUGAAUUAGAUAGCACUAUAACUACAUAUACAUAUGAAACUAAGAAAUUGAGUAAAAAAUCUGGCCAGAAAAUCACAAAAGAAAAUACUGGUUAUGAUUUUGAUUUCACACCCGUGGGGAAGGUUUUAAAUGAAAUAUUGAAUGAGCACAGUAAUACUACUGUAAAUAUAUUAAAAGAAAAAGGUAUAAGUUUUGAUGCCGGUGUAGAUCUUAGCUCUGUAAAUAAAGAUCAAUCAGAGAACAAAAUAGCAGCACAGCAAUAUAAUGAAGUGAUUACACAGAAAAUAAAAGAAAUAAAUAAAAUGGAGCACAAAAAGGAGGAAUUUAUUAGAAGAGAAGAAGGUGACAUAAAAAGAACUACGUCAGUCGCAGAACUUGAUUUGGGAAAUGUAAUCAAAGGGAAAGUCCAUGAAAUGAUCAAGAGAAUAAAAUCAAUAGAGAGAAUAGAACAUGGAAAAAGACAGAUUAUUAUUAGUGAAACAGAACUACCGAGGAAGAGUUCAGUAUCGGAGAAGAUUGCUUUGUUUGAGGGUAAGCUGUCGCCAGCUAGAACGGAGAAGACCACCGAUCUGCCAAAGAAGGUGUACAAGACAGAUGUCGUCAACAGUCAAAUGGACGAGGAUACGUACAGAAAAAAGAUCGCUGAACUGGUCAACGCUAAAACAAACUACGUAGCAAUAGACACAAUGUAUCAAGAACUGCGCGACGGUUCACGGAUGCCAGUAAUCGCUUUAGGGACUGCACUAUUGGACAAACGUUUGGUCAAACACGUCGUGGAAGCGGCUAUCGACUUGGGUUACCGCGCGUUCGACACCGCCUACAUUUAUGGAAACGAGCGGGAGAUCGGAGAAGCGAUUAAAGAAAAGAUCGAGGAUGGGACUGUGAAACGAGACGACCUCUUCAUCAUUUCCAAGUUGUGGAGCACCUUCCACCGGCGUGACUUGGUGGAGAAGGCAUGCAGAACCUCACUGCAGCUCAUGGGCCUGGCCUACUUCGACCUCUUCCUCAUACACAAUCCUAUGUCUCUCAAGGAAGGCAACGACCCCAUUCCUAAAAUCGCAAACGUUCUUCAAUUCUCCGAGCACGACUACAUGGACGCCUGGUACGGCAUCGAGGACCUGAUCAACAAGGGUCUGGUAAGGAGGGGCGGUGUCAGCAACUUCAACUCGGAGCAGGUGCAUCGGGUGAUGGAGAAGGGACAGUUGAAGCCGGUUGUCAAUCAGGUGGAAUGUCAUCCAUACCUAAGCCAAGAUAGACUUGCAGGCUUCUGCGACGCGUACGGGAUCAAGCUCAACUGCUUCGGUGUGUUGGGCUCCAAAGGUACGCCUGCAGAGAUGAAGAGCGUUCUAUCUCCUGUCAUUGAUGAUCCCCUGAUACUGGUUAUGGCUGCCGGGCUUGGUAUCACACCAGCUCAGCUCUUAGUGGCGUACCAGCUGCACCAGGGACGUAGCGUGGUGGUGAAGUGCUCCAGCGCGGCGCACCUGCAUGAGAGCCUGGCCGCGCAGCGCGUGCAGCUCGACACCACCCACAUCAUCGCACUGAACGCACUCAACAGGAACAAGCGGACCUUCACCUUCAAGGGGUAA